Messenger RNA from Cucurbita pepo subsp. pepo (vegetable marrow), 1828 nucleotides. RefSeq names its product B3 domain-containing transcription factor VRN1. The record is from RefSeq and is a predicted model, not a curated record. NCBI's taxonomy places the organism in Eukaryota, Viridiplantae, Streptophyta, Magnoliopsida, Cucurbitales, Cucurbitaceae. Gene Ontology annotation, molecular function: DNA binding.
AACGGAAUUUGACUGCAAGAAGAAGAAGAAGAAGAAGAAGAAGAAUCAGUGGGAGAGAGAGAGGGGGGGAAGUAGAUCUGAAGGCUCAUAUAGCAGAGCCUCAUACGGCGGAGAUUCAGGGAGAGAAAUCCGGCCAAGGGCGGCUGAUUGUUUGGUUCCGAUCAAACAAAAAUACAAAAAUACAAAAAUACAGAAGGGGAGGGUUUUUGAAUUGCUAUGCUGAAUGACUGAUUUUUCAGCUUUUCGAACGGGCGGAUUCAAAAGGAAAAUGCCGCGCCCUUAUUUUCACAAGCUUGUGCUCUCCUCCACUAUCCAAGCUAGGAAAUUGCCUGCUGAAUGAUCAUACCACUGCAGUCGUCUUGUCAGAUAUGUUCUAUUUGUUGGAAUGGAGUUAAGUUUCUAUAUUAUCAAUCAUUUGUGUGACCCCCAUCACUGGUCAAUAUUUACAGAGAAUCCCAGAAGCUUUUGUCAGGAUGAUCAGGGAUGAGCUUUCUGGAGUUGCUACCCUUACUGUUCCCGACGGCCAUGUUUGGCGUGUGGGUUUGAGGAAAGUCGAUAACAAAUUUUGGUUUGAAGAUGGUUGGCAUGGAUUUCUUGAGCAUUACUCCAUACGGGUUGGGUACUUAUUAGUAUUCAGAUACGAGGGAAACUCGGCGUUCUGUGUCUUUAUCUUUAAUCUUAAUACAUCUGAAAUAAACUACCAAUCUGCUGCACUCGGUGGUAAUCAAAGGAAUAAUUACAGCAUUCAAAACAGAAUCUUUGAAGAAUUGGAGGAUUAUGACAUUCCUGAAGCCAUUCCUUCCAAUCAGUCCAUGAAUUCUGGUUCUUUGCGGAAUAAGCUAUUUGGUGAUGAAUGGAAUCCGCACCAAUCAAAGUCUGCAAGUACGUUGCAAGCCGAGUAUUUAUCUACUCGUGAUAUUGGGGUUCAGUUUAGUGCUAUGGAGGUUAAAAAAUCUGCAGAUGAGGUGAGAUUUCAGAAUUUGGGUGAUGAUGUACACAGAAUUAAAAAGAGUGGAGGCAAAAAGCGAAAACUUGAUUCUAGCGAGCACCAUCCAUCAUCUGCUCAUAGUGAAGAUUUAGGAGACAUUCGCUUUAGAUUUUAUGAAAGUGCCUCUGCUAGAAAGAGAACUGUGACAGCAGAAGAAAGAGAAAGAGCUAUCAACUCUGCAAAAGCUUUCGAGCCCGGUAAUCCGUUCUGCAGGGUCGUCUUGCGACCAUCGUAUCUGUAUAGAGGUUGUAUAAUGUAUUUGCCAUCUUGCUUUGCUGAAAAGAAUCUAAGUGGGGUUUCAGGAUUCAUCAAACUUCAGACACCAGACGGGAGACAGUGGCCGGUCCGAUGUCUUUAUAAAGUUGGUAGAGCGAAGUUAAGUCAGGGAUGGUAUGAGUUUUGCCUGGAAAAUAAUUUAGGGGAGGGCGACGUUUGUGUGUUCGAGCUUCUCAGGAUGAGAGAAAUCGUGCUCAAAGUUACCAUGUUUCGUGUCAUGGAAGAAGGCGGACGAAUGGCUAACCCGAAUCCUACCGGGACUAUGAAUCCUCCUCCGCUGCGAAGUGUUACCCAGAUUAAGCUGAUCAGAAACUAAUACUCCAUAUUUCCAGGUUACCCUACUGUAUCAAACCUCUUUCUUUCUUUCUUUCUUUGUGGUGGCCUGUUGUUUCUGAUCUGUUCUUGUGGAAUUAGCUGUUGUUUGAUGUUCAUAAUCUUUCCAGGUUGACAGAAAAAAAGGAUCCAUUUAGAGUUUACGUUCCAAAAAGCUGUAUUGACUUUAGUUGUAUAUAGAUUUUCAAAUUUUUGUUGAUAUCAAUCCAGACAGUGUUUGUUUUUGGUUCU